AUGGUCGGUCCUAACAGCAUCGAUCCAAGGAUAGAGUUACGGGAGCUACCUUCCUCUGAUCUUCCGUACGAUGAAAAAAUGGAUUACACAGUCGCCACGUGUGAUGAGUUCCUGAUUCCUAUGUGUAAUUACUGGAACAAGGAGACAGCGCUCUGGAAUCCGUGGUUGAGACAAGUUAUAAGGAUCGAGUUCGAACCAUUCUUAGUGUCCGGCUUCGGAUACGAUAAUACUAGUCGUGAAAAGGUUUACAAGAUGUUAGGCGUGUUUCGUUGUCGCAAUAAUGUCCAGAGAGGUUACCAGGAGAGAGUUGCGAUAUACUACUGUGCAACUAACACGUUCAAGUUUCUAGAUAUACCUGACGAGGACUUGUCCAUAGCUCACACAGUUACGCGACGAAGUGUGUUCUUGAAUGGGAAUCUCUAUUGGGUUAGUUAUAAUCACCAGACUCCUUAUGAGUACUUUAUCUUAAGCUUUGAUUUCUCUAGGGAAGUUUUCAAGCCUUUUUGUCUCCGUCCAUGUCUACGGAAAGAUAUAAGCGAUCAGCUUAUCCUCGCGGUUUAUAAGCGAGAUCGGUUUUCCUUGUUAAAGGGAUGCUACAAAACUAGGAAUAUUGAGAUUUUGGUAACGAAGAAAAAUAUCGAGAGAUGUGAAGAGGAAGUGGUGUGGAUACACUUGAUGACUUUGCCAACAGAUAACUUGCCAUCAAGGGUCUUUUUUAUGUCUGAUUGCAUUAGUUACUUGGUCUUUGACAAGACCAUAUUCAUGUGUUGUGGCGGAUGUGGAAGUAAAGUUGCUUGCAUCUAUAUUGUGAGGAAAGAUCUGUGCAAGGAGUUUCAAAUAGGUUCUGAUAAGUGUUCUCACUGUGUUUACACUCCCAAUUUUAUAUCGCUUCCUUUACUUAGAAAUUAG
Capsella rubella is the source of this 909-nucleotide messenger RNA. RefSeq names its product protein SUPPRESSOR OF NIM1 1. Lineage: Eukaryota; Viridiplantae; Streptophyta; Magnoliopsida; Brassicales; Brassicaceae. The transcript has a single exon. The coding region runs from base 1 to 909 and encodes 302 amino acids. The record is from RefSeq and is a predicted model, not a curated record.